Messenger RNA from Engraulis encrasicolus (European anchovy), 2887 nucleotides. RefSeq names its product interleukin-17 receptor E (gene il17re). Bases 236 to 1990 code for a protein of 584 amino acids. Gene Ontology annotation, molecular function: interleukin-17 receptor activity. The record is from RefSeq and is a predicted model, not a curated record. The transcript has 12 exons. Lineage: Eukaryota; Metazoa; Chordata; Actinopteri; Clupeiformes; Engraulidae.
AUUCAGUUUGAUAUUUGAAAUAAUACUACAGCUGCCAAAUGUUUUCUGUAAUGUUGAGAGUGAAAUCAUGCAUUAUCAAAGAACCUCAUUUGAAGAAGCGUUUUUUUUUCCAAUCAGUCUUUGGGAAAAGUCACAUCAUUCAGGCCCAUGCUGACUGUCAGUCUUUUACAUACCUUUGCUUGCAGUGCCCAAUCUCAACCUCACAUUGAACACGGAGAGGCGUAGCUUCUCAUUCAUGACGGAGGGCGUUCAUAUGGUCACAGUCAGAUUAUGCUACAAGAGGUCCUCCACAACCUGCCUUUCUCUCUCUCCUCCAGUCGAAUUUGAGACAAACGCAACCAACCCCUUCCCCACUAUCGUCAGGUUCCCACAUAUGCUGCCAUGCCUCUGUAUACAGAUGUUUUCAUCACUCGGUUAUGACACAGAGAGGAGGACCAUAUGCCCUCUGGAGAACAUAACGGAGGAGGGUAUUACGGAUGUCUGGUCCUAUGUUGACAUCAUCUACAAUAACUCCACGCUGGCGUUGCAUUGGCUCUGCCCCUCCACCACCCUCAUGCCCUCAGUCAGUCUCUGCUGGAACACCAGUCGGGUGGACUGUUUAGCAUUGCCCAACACCAGACUACAAGGAGCUGACCUUAACUAUGAUGUAUCUGCCAUGGACAGGCACCCACAACUGUGUAUAAAGUUUUCUUUGAAUAAAAACCAGCAUGUCCAUUGUCCAUUUGGCCAUGGUCAUCUGUGGGAUGUUACUAGUUUAGCAGUAACCAGUGGCCAUCUGCGAGUAUCUAUCACAUCCAAGAUUACCGCAUCUUAUGCGGCCGUACUGUGCACUCCUGCGGAUGAAGAAUGCAGCCCACUGGGGAAUGAGCACUUUAUCAGCAUGAAGGGCGACAGUGCAGCCGACUUGAUGUUACCACUCCCCUUCUCAUUUGCUAAGCUUUGUGUCCAGGUGUGGAGAUUUGAACCGCUUCUUCUUGGAAGAAGAAUUCAUUGCUUGGAUGAUCCCCAGGUGCACAGGAGAGGGGGUCUGAUUUUCGGAGCAGCGUUGGCUUUCAUGCUCACACUAGUGAUCCUGGGAGGUUUUGCCUGUCAACAACUAUCAAAGAAAUUGUCAGGCUUCUGUCUGAACAGGCCCAUCCUGCUGGUCAGUUCCUCUGAGGAGUGUGGCCACGUGUCCUCCGUGUUGGCGUUGGCCUCUGGCCUGAAGGCUGAGCUCCAGUGCAGUGUCCGCCUGGCCCUUUGGGACCAGUGCUCCUCGCAGGCCUCCAUAGCCCACCUGGGGCCCGUGCCCUGGCUACACGCCCAGUGCCAAGCAGUACUGCAGGCCGGGGGCAUGGUGCUCAUCGCCUGGCAUACUACUACUAGGGAUACUACUGCCUCUGAUAGCCACAAAAGGAGACACAAGGCUGGGAGGAGAGAGGAUACAGGACACGAGAGCAGACGUGUUGAAUGUGAACAUUCACAACUGACAAGUUAUCAAUGUAGGAAGAACCACAGUACGUGUGAAUGCCAUCCAGAAGAUUGUACUUUGGAAUUAAAAGCAGAGACAGGAGAAAUGAAUGGGGCACCUCCAAACACGGAGAUGGGAGACGGUGCGGCUCUGUUGGGAUGUGACGAGAGCAAACGUGACGUGAAGACCUCAGUGACUGGAGUGGUGCUGGACGCCACUCUGUCAUACGUACAAGCGGCGCGGCAGUCAAAUCACAAGAGCGCCAAUUUCGCCGUACUUCAUUUUUCGGCGUCAAAAGAUGAAAGUGAAACAGACGGGACGCUCUCAGGCCUGUUACAGACUCUACCCUCGUAUAACCUGCCAAAGGACCUCCCGGAGCUGGUGCUGGAGCUGAGCCUGGGCCCCAGUAGGCAUGACGGGAGAGCAGGAGGACAGCGUGCCUUUAAGAGGCCUCACUGCUGGCUGUGGCUCCCCGGCCUGUACUGGGCACAGCAGGUGUCAUGGCGGAUCGCUCAGAGACUGCAGAACGCACAGCACUGAGCUACUACAGUACGGACACUCACUGCAGCGCUUCCAAGAGCAGGGCAGGACUGGCCAUCUGGCAUAACAGGCCUUUCCUGGUGGGCCAGCACCCUUGUGGGCCCCUAUUUUCAGAAAUGUUGAAAUCAUUUUUUUUUUACAUUUCUGAAAAUAGGGGUCCACGAGGGUGCAGGGCCCACCGGUGAGUCAGUUCUGCGCCGCUAUUAUGAGGGGCACCUGAAAGUGUUGCAUCACUAGGAGGGCACAGCCUGGCUAGGAGAGCAUUGCAGCGUGCCUUUAAAAGGCCUCACUGCUGGCUGUGGCUGCCCGACCUGUACUGGGCACAGCAGGUGUCAUGGCAGAUCGCUCAGAGACUGCAGAACGCACAGCACUGAGCUCCAGUAUGUACACUCACUGCAGCGCUUAUUCUGAAUGUAGAAGAGACAUAUGUAUUGAAAUAUUCGGACUGGCCAUCUGGCAUAGCGGGCAUCUCCCAGUGGGCGCCGCACCGCCGUACGCCCCGCACCACCGUACGCCCCGCACCACCGUACGCCCCUAUUUUCAGAAAUGUUAAAAAAAAGUGAUGGAAAAAUGUGAAAAAGAGUGAUGGUUAUUAGGCAACCUGACCAUUCUGUAUAUAGAAGACAUGUACAGUAUAUUGAAAUAUUCGGCAGCUACUGUAUGUACGUAUGUGUAUUUUGUGGACUAUUCUUUCAGAGACUGCAGAGUGCCCACCACUGAACUCCACUCCACUCACAGCAGCAUUUACAAGGCCAGGGCUGGACUGGCCAUCUGGCAUAGCGGGCAUUUCCUGGUUGACCAUGCACCCUCGUGGCCCCCUAUUUCCAGAAAUGUUGAAAACGUUUUUUUUUUUACAUUUCUGAAAAUAGGGGUCCACGAGGGUGCAGGGCCCACCGG